Messenger RNA from Chironomus riparius, 2182 nucleotides. The record is from the annotation of a GenBank genome assembly. NCBI's taxonomy places the organism in Eukaryota, Metazoa, Arthropoda, Insecta, Diptera, Chironomidae.
UCGAAUAAAAAUACAAAAAAUCUUUGUAUUGCAAUAUUUCACAUAGACUAACCGAAAAUUCAAAAAAGUGUUUUAAUAGUCGACGAUUUUAUCAUUAUUCAGUUUUUUUUUGUGAUUUUUAUUCGAAAAUCGAUUUUUUGGGAAGAAAAAUAAAGAAAAAAAUAAUUUUAUAAAAAAAUACAUAAGAAAAAUGAUAAAUCAGCCUUGCAUUCAAGUUUGUCUUGAAUUUGGCGAUGAGCCGAUAGAGAUACCGAUCGAAAAGGACAAUACUGUCCUGUUAACAACUCUAACAUCAGCUUUCGCUAGAUCGGAAGUCACUGUAGGACUCAAGUUCCGAAAUCCCAUUAACAACUGCUUGCGCGCUGUGAAAAUUGAAGAUGGCAAGUUCCAUCCACCAGGCUUGGAAAAUGACGGGUGGGGAGCCAAUCAAAUGCAAUAUCUGUGUGUAUUUCCAAAGAACACGGAUGACAGUGCAUCACAGCCGCAAAAGUCUCAGCAAACAAUCACAACCGGAGCUCAACCAAAAACUGUCGAUCUCAUAGUCUUGAACUUGUCGCCAAAUACAACUGAAGCAGAAUUGCGAGAGUAUUUUGAGACAAACUUUGGAUCAUUAUUGAUGGUUGAAUUGAAACGUGAUCGGAAGACAGGAAAUUCCCGGCGUUUUGCAUUCAUUCGAUUUAAGGAUUACAAGGAACAAAUGCGUGCAUUGGGUGCCCAAAAGCAUAAAAUUGAUGGACAUCAGGCAAAACUAGCAUUGCCUGAUUUUCGUGACCCGUCUGAACUCUAUCAAGAAAAUAAAUGCUUUAUCGGGCGUGUCAAUGAGGCAAUUAAGGCAGCUGAUCUUCGAGAAUUCUUUUCUCAAUUUGGAGAUAUUGUUGAGAUCUCAUUUCCGAAAAAAUUCAAGGGAUAUGCAUUCAUUACGUUCGCCGAUCCCGAUGUCGCACGAAGGGUUUGUGGUCAAGACUUUAUCGUUAAAGGCUACUCCUUGUGCGUUUCUAAGUCAACUCACGGACAAAAUAAAAAUCAACAGCCACAAAGUCAAGGGCAACAAAACUAUCAAGAUUUCUCAAAUGACUGGAGCAAUGGAUGGUUCCAGCCAAAUCAACGACAAGAUUCAUCUUGGAUUCCUGGAACAAAAUAUGUUACAGCUCCGUUGAAUCCAGUCAAUCAUUAUGGUAACUCCUAUAUGACACCAAACGUUAAUCAAUUAAAUCCAAUGGUUAAUGCACUGUCCAUUGCCAUGAGCAACAUGAUGAAGAAUCAAGGCGGAAUUAAUAAUCAGUACCGCAUGAAUAAGCAAGGUGGAAAUUGGACUCAACAGCAGAAACCAAACCCUGAUAAUAAGAAUAAGAAGAAAAAGAAGUCCAAAAAUGCUAAGAAAACAAAGGACGAAUUGUCUAAAAGAUUAGAUAAUUUAAAAACAUCGGACGGAAAUGAGGAGGGUGAAGAUGAAGGAGAUGACGACGAUAAAAUCGAUGACGAUGAAGCUGCAUUGGCUGACAGCGAAGAAGAUUUGGAAGAAGCAUUGAAACAAAAAUGAAUAUUAUAAUAAUAAUAAUUGAUAUAACUAAUGAUUAUUAUUGUAAGAGGAUGGAAUACAAGUAGAAUUACAACCAUACUAAAUAAUUAUAAUAAUAUUUGUAACCAUAAUUGCACGAGAAUGAAAAUCACAAAUAUUGUAUUCGAAGUUUUCUUAUUUUUUCAAUUAAACUUCUCCAGUUUUUUGGUCUGAAUUUGUAUUUUUAUCAUUUUUUAUCUUCAUAUAUAUAAUUUAUUUUAAAAUUUAUAACUCUAUGGCAUAUUUGCAAAAACAAAAAAAAUUUAAUGGAAUAUAACAUUCAAAGAAUUUACAAUUCAUGUUUUAUUGUUCAGUGAUUUAUUAGAAUCGGUUCCGCUUUAACCGAAAAUGUAGAACUUUUAGUUUUAAAACAUACUUUUUUUGUCAGAACCUUGCAAUUUCGUAUAAAUUUUGAUUUUAUAAAUCUAAUAAAAAAAAAACAUUUUGUAAAUUUGUAUCGUCUUGCCCGAAAUAGAAUAAAAGUUUGUGGAAUUGUAUGGUUUUCUUCUAAAUAGUAAAAUAACUGGUCUUUGACUAUUCAUUAAGUUAAUUGAUUUUUUAAAAACAUUUGAAGUGUUCUGAGUGUUUAAUUUGAAUCAUUUGUAUGGUUUUGUUCCACAAUCA